AUGCCUGAGUUGACAUCUUCUGUUCAAGUCUUAUAUCAAACUUCUACACUCAAAGAAGUCAAUCAAAAUACUAUGGCCGCACCUGUAGGAAUUCUACGCAACGUUAAGGCUAGAGAAACAUUACUUCAUGAACAUGUAAUAAAAUCCGGAUAUCUUAAUAAAAAGCAAGAAAGACGAAAAAAUUGGAAACGUAGAUGGUUUGUGCUAAGAUCGACUAAAUUAGCAUAUUAUAAGAGCGAUAAGGAAUAUGAACUUCUUAAAAUUUUGGAUAUGAACGAUGUUCAUUCUGCUGCGGAAGUUAAACUUAAGAAUAAGUUAAAUGUAUUUUACAUUGUUACAUCUAAACGUACAUAUUACGUUCAGGCUACAAGUAAAAAAGAGCUUGAUGAAUGGGUGGAAGCAAUAAACAAAGUUAAGAAAGUGCAAGAAGAACAACUUUUACAUGAGGAUACAGGAAGUCAAGCCGAUAGUGAAGAUAUGUCAGAGAAGACUCCUUCCGUGAUGCGAAUUUCUACUCAGUUGCCUACUCAAAAAGUUAAAUCACCUUUGUCCGGGUCAACUUCUCCAGUCUUGAACAAUUCCCUAACAUCUCCAGAAAAAGCGACAGCUGCUAUUGAUAUUCCUCCGAGAAAUCAACUUCAAACUUCUGAUUAUAACGCAGAAGGAGGUCAUUCUUUCGCAUCAGCUUCAUCAUAUACCUCAGCAGGAUCAAUUCCUAAUGUGUCUUCUUCCCCUUCAAGUCCAGUUGCGGGACAAUAUGCAAAAGAUAGUAGUGAUCCUACGGCUAGUUCUGAAGACGAAGACGCAUAUGAGGAUAUGGUCGACGAAUUAGAUGAUGGCCGUAUAAUUCACAAAGGAUUUGUAUACAAAUUAGAUCGAUAUAAGAAAAUUUGGAAGAAAAGGUGGUUUGUAUUGAAGAAUGAUCGACUGUUCUAUUACAAGAACCCUAAGCCUCAUCAAAAUAUUAAUCUUGCAGACAUUCUUGAUGUAAUUGAAGCAGAUCCGAUUUCUAAAUCUAAACAAAAUUGCUUCAAAGUAAUCACACCAAAACGUACAUAUAUUUGUUGUGUUAGUAGUGAAGAAUCUCAGGUUGCAUGGUUGGCAGCCCUUCAAGUAGCUCUUAGUAAGAAAAAGGAAAAACAAAAAGAAACUGAAUCGAGCUAA
Messenger RNA from Funneliformis mosseae, 1164 nucleotides. Lineage: Eukaryota; Fungi; Glomeromycota; Glomeromycetes; Glomerales; Glomeraceae. The record is from the annotation of a GenBank genome assembly.